Messenger RNA from Triticum turgidum subsp. durum (durum wheat), 1410 nucleotides. NCBI's taxonomy places the organism in Eukaryota, Viridiplantae, Streptophyta, Magnoliopsida, Poales, Poaceae. The record is from the annotation of a GenBank genome assembly.
AUGGCUCCCGCAUCACCACCGCCCCCCUUCGCCGGCCAGCAGGAGCGUGGACGGAACAAAUCGACGCCGCUGGACACGCCGCUCGUGGGAUGCGCCGGCGGCGCUCGGCGGCAGGGCUCCUCCUCCCCAAGGCCCAGCCAUACUUCUCACGUCGGCAUCCUCCGUUCACUGAAGAAUACAGUGCCGAUAGAGACUACGGCGGGCACACCGCCGGAGCUACCGGAGGAACUCUUGAUGACCGUCUUCGGCACCCUCGAGAUCCCCGACCUUGUACGCGCUGCUUCCGUCUGCACCUCGUGGCGCUCCGCCUACGCCGCCCUGCGCAGCCUCGGCAAGCACAAGCAGGCCCAGACGCCGUGCCUGCUCUACACCUCUGAAUCUGCUGGUGACAAUGUUGCGUGCCUCUACAGCCUCGUGGAGAAGAGGGUUUACAGGUUGACUCUCCCGGAGCCGCCUCUCCGCAGAAGGUUUCUGAUUGGGUCCUCGCUCGGUUUCGUGAUCACCGUCGACGAUAUAUCUGAAAUGCACCUCGUCAAUCCUAUCACUGGUCAACAGAUUGCUCUUCCUUCAGUGACCACCAUGGAGUACGUGAAGCCCAUCUUUGAUGACUCGGGUGCUGUCCACGAGUACGAAUACCCAAGUCAUUUUGCAAGACGAGCUUUCUUCGCGCCAUCGAUCGUCGCUCGCUGUAAGCUGCGAGAACAACUCCAGAUCAAGGCGUUUUUGUUUCAUGAUACAUCCACAGGAAGCUACAUCGUGGCGCUCAUCCACGAGCCAUACAAUCACCUCUCGUUUGCAAGAGUAGGGGAUGAAAAGUGGACCUUGCUGCCACCACACCAUCACUAUCAGGACUGCUACAAGGAUGGGUUGUUGUACGCGGUGGAUAUAAAGGGAGAAAUCCAUGCCUUCGAUCUUAACGGUCCUGCUUUUACAAUGAAGAUUAUCAGGGGGGUUGACGAGGAUUUUUAUCCCGAUGCCAUAUACAUUGUUGAGGCCCCAUGGGGGGGUCUGCUGCUUGUUUCAAGAUUUAAAGAGUUUGAGGAUCCUGCUGAAGAUGGUGUCCCUGAAAUACCACAUACUACGGAAAUCAAAUUACACAUAGUUGAUGAUGGCACAGGGAAGCUUGUGGAAAUUGAUUGCUUGCCUGACCAUGUGCUGUUUCUUGGGCACAACGAUCCACUUUGUCUGAGUGCCAAAGAUUACCCUGCUCUCAAGGGAAAUCAUGCCUACUUUACUGACGAUGAUGAGUACAAUAAAAACCGUAAGAGUAGUCGUCGUGAUAUUGGAGUAGUUGACUUGGGCAAUUGUAGUAAGGAGGACCUUGUGUCUCCUCAGCUUUGGUCCAACUGGCCUUCUCCCGUGUGGCUUACACCCAGCUUUACGGUGAUGGAGGGCGAUUGCAUUGCUUAG